Messenger RNA from Funneliformis caledonium, 483 nucleotides. NCBI's taxonomy places the organism in Eukaryota, Fungi, Glomeromycota, Glomeromycetes, Glomerales, Glomeraceae. The record is from the annotation of a GenBank genome assembly.
AUGGAAGCGGAUACUUAUUGCAACGGCUGUAAAACUUUUAAAAUAUUAUCUGAAUUUAUUGGGUACGGAACUAAUGGUGUUUCUAAACAGCUUAAAACGUGUAAUACUUGUCGUCAAAGAUUUGCCCAAAAACGAAAAAGUUGUGCGGAAAUAAAUAACAGCCAACCUGAUGAUUUAGAAAUUAUAGAUAUUGAUUAUUUGACUGAAGUUGUUAUGAAUCUUUUAGAAGAUAUAUCACAAAAUAAUCAAGAAUUACAUUUGCAUUGCCGAAUAAGCACUAAUUACGAAAAUUCAAUUAAGGAACUUUCAAACAAAGAAAUCGCAAAUAAUAUUGUUGAAUUAAUUGAAGAUGCCGAUGGAUACAACUGGAAUUAUAAAAAGCUAUAUGAAAACAAAGGUACAACCACAUAUUUCUAUUACUGUUCUCAAAGGGAUAUCAUGACAAACAAACCACGCAAACAUCUGGAUCCAUCGAAGCAAUGA